Messenger RNA from Magallana angulata, 2523 nucleotides. RefSeq names its product steroid 17-alpha-hydroxylase/17,20 lyase-like. The coding region runs from base 661 to 2154 and encodes 497 amino acids. The record is from RefSeq and is a predicted model, not a curated record. The transcript is spliced from 7 exons. Gene Ontology annotation, molecular function: iron ion binding; monooxygenase activity; heme binding. Lineage: Eukaryota; Metazoa; Mollusca; Bivalvia; Ostreida; Ostreidae.
UACCAUCAUGGAUCGUUGAUAGACUCGGAGAUAAGAUAUAUACAAGAUACUGUCACAUAUUCUCUAUUUUGAAGUAUAUGUAUAUAAUUAAAAAGAAGUAGGUACCUAUUGACAUAUUAUCCUAUAUAUACUAAUGUAAGGUAUUCUUAAUUGUUGCUUUGCAUUGUAGGAUUUGCAAUGUUUGAAUAGGGUGCAUGCUAGGACAGUCUUAAAACAUACUAGCGUCCAAAAAAACCUGACAGUGUUUAGUUGUUUUCGUUUAAUCAUCUCUACAUAUUGCAAUCUUGUGUUUUCGCUGCCUAUUUCAUGCAAUAUAUACAACACUAGUCAUAUGUUUCUUUUUUUCAAGUAAUCUCGGGCGAGCGUUGUGGCCUCUUUUUUUUCAAUACAAGUACAAGACAGAUAAGAUCAUUCGGACAUUUCUUCCUUUCCCAAUAACAUGUAUAUAUGCGAAAGCAAUGCAUUAUCGCAACGUGCCUCAGCCUCAUGAAAUUAUAACUCGAACUGCAUUCCUUAAAAGUGGAAACAAAUAAACGUUUUGUGCAUUAUCAAUAUAUACCUAUUUUUACACGAUCCUAGAUGAAAUAUAAACAGCUUUUGGGUCAUCGAUAAGAUCACCGUCAGUAUGCAUUCAGGACGCUAAAUGAAACAGUAGAUAAUAUGCUGGAGUACGUGUUGUGCGUGGCGGUUUUAAUAGCUUGUAUUUUUAUCGCACUUCAAUCUUACACCGGUGCUAAAGAUAGACCCCCUGGACCUAAAGGAUAUCCCUUUCUUGGUGUGGUCUUUGAGGUUGAUCCACCAACACUCUACAAGAAACUAUAUGAAUGGACAAAGCAGUAUGGGGAUGUUUUUCAGUUUCAAAUGCUCGGCAAGACAUUUGUUAGUAUCAAUUCAGUGGAAGUGUUGCGGGAAACAUUUCUGCAAGAACCAUGUGCCACCAUUAGCGCUAGUCGACCGCCUACCUUCUUUGGGAAAUACUUUUUUCGAAACUACACGGAUCUAAUACUCGCAUCACCAAGUGCAUCUUGGGAAAAACGUAGAAAAUUUGUUCAUCAUCUGCUCCAUGUAUACGGAGAGGGCAAAGCAUCACUUGAAAAUCAAGUAUUGCAAAAUUUGAUCUAUUUUAAGGAAAACGUGCGUAAAACCAUCUCAAAUAACGUCAACCCAUUCGAAUUUGUGGAUGAUUUUCUUCUAAGUUCAAUCGAAGUUCUGUACAUCGGUAGGAGAUUUGGAAAAGAGGGACCACUGCAGUCUUUAAUCAAAUUAGAGCAGGAUAUCGGAAAUCGGCUAGCCAAUCCAGGAACGGAUACAGUGUUUAGUGCACUUCCCUUCCUGCGGUUUCUUCCCAUUCCUAUUUCAUUUAGCUUUCAUAAAGCCAAAAGCGUACAUCAGCAAAUUUUGGACACUCUGGAGACAUUAUCGAAAGAAGCUUGUGAAGAAAGAGGAAUAUAUCAUACAUUGAAAGAGGCUUUAAAUGAAAAGGAUGAAAAUGGGGAGAUAUGGUUAAAUGACGAUAACUUAUAUGGAAUACUUUAUAAUAUCGCAGGAGCAGCAUACUUAACAACGAGGGGAACUCUGCUUUCUGUAAUCCAACUCCUUGCAAAAAGACCACAACUUCAGAAGUCUCUGCAGAGAGAAGUGGAUGAAGUAAUUGGACGGGGCAGGGAGCCCAGAUUUUCAGACAGGAAGAAGUGUCCACUUAUGGAAGCUGUCGUCACGGAAACACUGCGAUACAUAGCUCAUUCUCCAGUAUAUGUACUUCAUUCUACUUCGCAGCCUACAAAAAUCGGUGGAUACAGUGUGGAGAAAGACACGGUGAUUAUUCCAAACAGCUGGACUAUGCAUCACAGUGAGAAAUACUGGGACGAUCCGUUCAGCUUUAAGCCUGAACGUUUCUUGGACGAAGAUGGACAGCUCCUGCCCGCCACAGACCCAGUCAGGAAAAGAUUUGCAGCGUUUGGAUUAGGAAGAAGAAGUUGCAUAGGUGAAGUUUUCGCAAAGUCUCGGAUCUUUCUGUUCCUGUCUUCGCUGUUGCAAAUGGUGACUAUUGCUGAACCAGAAGGAAUACCUUUACUUGAUCUUGAUCCCAGAAACAUGGUUCCUGGAAUAGUCUUACAGCCACAAGAAUACGAAGUUCGAUUUUUAUUGCGAUGACAGCAACAUAUUUAUGUGAAGUAAUGAAUUUCACGAGAUAAUAUCAAGGUCCAAAAAGUUUUUUGCUUUGUAAUCCUUUUAUUCUUUUAUAUUAACUUGUUAUUUUUUAAUCAGAACAAUAUAUCUUAGAAAAAAAGAGGUUUAAGUGAAGAGAUAUCAUUUAUUGUUAUACGUUGUAAGGAAUUUGACUUGUUCUAAAGAUAUUGAUCUCGUAAACCCUUUGUGUAACACUAGAAAAAGCUGACAAAGAACAUUAAACAGUUUGUUCAGUAAAAUCAAUAGAUUACUAAAGGCAAUUGUUAAUUUUUUGUAUGUUUAUAUUUGUACUUGCAUCGUUUUUAGAUUAAAAAACAAGUUUAAUAUAAGAGG